GGUGCCGACAAUGCCUCUGGGUAUGGUCGGCGAACUCAGCCAGUUGCAGGACUGGGGCACGGAUCGUGAGCUCGUCACGGAGCGGACAGCAACUAGCACGAGUGCACUCACUACUGUUGGCGGCAUCACUACGGGUGGCACUGCCACCACUCCACCAGUACUCUUGGCAGCAGGAGGCGGCCGGCCUUCGGGCUUGGAGGGUCCGCUCUUUAGACCAGACACGCAGCCUGGUAUCGCUACAAUUGAUCCCGCGGCUGUUAAUGCAGGUGGCUUCCCCGUCGGCGCUGGCGCCCCCGUCCUUCCCUCCAUCGCGGGCUCUUCAGGCAAUCCGCUGACCCCACGAGGGGCUUCCGUACAUGAUACAACAACUACUUCUUUGACGGGGUCCUCGCGUCAUCCCGGCACUGGAUACUUUGCAAGAGGUCUGACUAUUCCGCAGCUUCCUUCGAGUUACACCGGAACGUCCCUAAACGAGGUCUCCAACCCGACCACAACAGCAGGAACGGGAGCUGCCACCGGGUCGUCUCUGCACGCUCAGGCGACUUUGGUAAAUGGGACACUGGCGCCAGCGAAUGUGAUAGUAAAUAGACCACAGACUGUGACUGACGCAAGUGGGACGAUAGGGGAAGGUCGGUCUUCGCGCGCAGUUAUUAAAGUUCCCCCGGCCCCUGUGCCUGGUGGGGGUGGGAAUAAUAUCGUAGUACCCGCAAAAAUAGUAUCAGCAGGGGCAGCUGCAGGUGGAGUACUAGAAGGUGCUCUCUCUAAUAGUAGCACUAGUAGACAUCAAGCUCAGGAACAUCAUCUUCAAGCGGAGCAGCUACCCGACCACGAGCCGGCGACCCGGGCUACUAGCUUCGCAGCGAGAACAAGAGGGAAGGACGAGACGAGUGAGACUUCUCUUCAUACAACUGCAGAAAAGACCUAUCCCGAGAGCAUGCUGCGCCGGGUCCCGCUGGAUAACGUUGUGUUUCUGGAAGAGGUCCAACAGCGACAGGAACAACACCAGCAAAGGGUUUUAGCAGAUGAGGAUUCAGGUACAACAGGAGGCGCCGCUGGUGCCCCUCCUGCGUCGUCGUUGACGCAGACCACGACAACGCCUGGACGAGGUGGCGACUUGCAACGGACGGGCAGUGAAACAGUCUCUGGACCUGGAGCAGGUGUUGCUCCACCUUCUGGUAACCAUCAUCUUGUGCCACCUCUUCCAAGUGCGGAUGGUACCAGUCCAGGUUGGACACCGGAGAAGUCUGAUAGUGUUGGGGUCAACACGGCGUCCGUUGGCGACUUCGAGAGCCCCAUGAGUACGAUUACACGAAUAGCAGGACAGGAGUAUGGAGUACUAGGCAGCGAAAGCACAUCAACAAACCACAACAUCAAACAGAACAACAAUGCUACUGCUACAGGAGGAGCCACGUCUUCUGGCGGUGCUGCUGAAGUUGUAGGUGCAACAGGUACCGGAACAAUAAAUGCAGGAGCAGCUUCAGCAAAUAACCUCGAAGAUCGUGUGAAGAAUAUAGCCGAUUCAGCCGCAGCAGCAGGUCUAGAAGUAGGUAAUUUUUAUAACGGGUCCUAUCCUAGCAGCAUCGCAGGUAGCACGGUGAAUAACAGGACGGUGAUUAUCAAUGGAGGAGGAGGUACACUACAACAUGGUGGUCAACAUUUGCCAGACCCUGGAACAGCAUCUUCGUCAGCGAUGACAAGGACGCAGUUGAAUCACAUUUUUCAAGAUUUGGUGUCCACAUCCGACGUGGACAGGGAGUCACCGGACCGUCGCAUGCAAAAUCACCUGGUUCAAAGUCUCUUCAAGUCCUCUGGCGCUGGGGCAGCUACGACUUCAUCUAGUGCCACUGCGGGUGCGGUCGUCCAACAAGGGGGACCGCAAAGUAGAGAACAGCAACAACCACAACAACCGCAUGAAGGUGCUGGAGAUCAGCGACAGCGUCCUCAGGUUUUAGAGAGAGUGCCUACAGCGGAAAGCAGCAACGCGGCGACUACGUCGACUCUGAUGGAUAACGUGUUGGACUCUGAUGGAGGACCAUGUACAGCCCGUACGCCGACCAACGUGGCCAGUGCGAGUGCGCUCGAUGCACCAGGCGGACCGUCCCUGCCCCCCUUGUCCUUUCCCCCGGCAACAUCCUUUCCCCCUGGUGCGACAACUGCGGUGGCCAACAACAACAAUGUGGCAGGACAAGCAGGAGCACCAGCAGCUCCACCUCCCGGCAUACCUCAAAUGACGCCCCCUACCACUGCUUCUGACUCUGUGCCCCCUACAUCAACUUCUGGAGCUAUUCGUCAUGAUGUAGCGGAGGAACAAGAUUCAAUGGGUGCAUGGAGCACGAACCCCAGCACCAUGGUCAAUAAGAAUGCGAUGACGACAGGGCACCUACUCGAUCGAAGUCCUAGGGAAGGACUAGACAACCUGUUCCCUGCAUCCUCUGCAGGAAUCCUACAGCCAUGCUCCUCAUCUUCUAGCAACAACAUGUUGAUGUUGGGAGAACAUCAACAUUUACUACAACUACAAAACCUAAGCCAUCAGAGUCUGAAUUAUCAGGGUCCUCAGGUUGGUCCGGCGCUAGCAACUUGUUCUUCCACAGGAGUGGUCCAACAACUGAAUAGUCCUUUUCCAUCAACUUCUGCAACAGUGCAUAGUUCUGUCAGCUCACCAGCACCGAUCGGGGAAGAACGCCACAGCCGCUUGAAGGAAAAGAAGGAACAACACAAAGCCCAGCAACAAAAAGAGUCAGACGAACAAAUCAAAAAACUCUAUGAAGACUGGGCGUAAGAUGCUAUAUUAGAGCAGGAACAGGAGCGGACUUCUUUUGAAAUCGGAGCGAUGUUUCAAUCAGCCAGAAAAGAGAGAUAUAAUUCAAGAAGAAGAAAGUACUGCUCACCUGUUGAAAUUUGAACUUCAUCGUUCUUUUCCUCGCAAAAAAAGGAUUGUGGUCUUCGCAUUGCUUGCUGUUGUCUAGUUUUUUUUUUCUGAGUAUGGAUGCACGCAAAGUAGUGGUUUAGCGCAGUCGUGUGUACUACUGUACGCGAACGCGAGCUUUACGUUUCUUAUCAGUAUCUUUCCAGAAGAUGUAUUCAUUGUCUCAAUCAAGAAGAUGACUUCGCAGCCUUAUUCAACUCUGUUUCCUUAUUUUCCCUCGAAGACUUACUUUUUGACAUAUAUCGUCCUGAUGAUUAUUUGUUUCCUUCCUAAACGUAAAGGGGCUGGCUGUCGUCCAAAGGUAGACGGCGAAAAAGAUGCAAAACUAGCAAAGUAUCUAGACUCAGCAGGAAAGCCGCCGAAGCGUAGGAUGAAAUCAACCAAAGCAGGAGUUGACUCAGUUUAAAGACCAAGAAUAUUUACGAUCAAGAUGAGAAUCAUGAAUACUUACAACCUGUAUUAUAUGUAGAGAUGUGCACACCAGGUGAUGCCUCGAAGUCACGUUCAAUGUUAGUCUUGCUGUGGUCUAUUGAUCUACUACUAGAACUAGUCGUCCCAAAAUUCGACGAACUUUUACAAACAAACGCAGAAAAGGAGCUCGAAAAUGAAAAUGGUUUUUUUUUUAAUGAAGAUGCUUGCAAUACCGACUAAGAAUGC
Amoebophrya sp. A25 is the source of this 3583-nucleotide messenger RNA. NCBI's taxonomy places the organism in Eukaryota, Dinophyceae, Syndiniales, Amoebophryaceae. The record is from the annotation of a GenBank genome assembly.